AAAUAUUAGCGAUAAAUCUUUAUUUGAAAUCGCAGGAAAUUGUCAUGAUUUGCAAGAGUUUUAUUUUGCCGAAGCGCGUUGGAUCACAGAUAGAUUUAUAAGUUACAUUUUAAACUCAUGCCUAAAUUUACGAAAACUUGAUAUUGUGUUUAGUCGUGAAGAUAUCAAAGAUACUAGUACUUUAAUACGAAGAUGUUUUAAUAUAGAAUAUCUUGACUUUAGUAGGAUCGGUCAUAAUGAUAUUGGUGAUGAGGUUAUUGAAGCGUUGGCUUAUGCAUAUCAUAAAUUAGAGUAUCUCGAGCUAGAUGGUUGUUCAUUUAUCAGUGAAUUAUCAAUUU
Molecule: messenger RNA, 338 nt
Organism: Funneliformis geosporum
Lineage: Eukaryota; Fungi; Glomeromycota; Glomeromycetes; Glomerales; Glomeraceae
Source: the annotation of a GenBank genome assembly